Molecule: messenger RNA, 1149 nt
Organism: Trichobilharzia szidati
Lineage: Eukaryota; Metazoa; Platyhelminthes; Trematoda; Strigeidida; Schistosomatidae
Source: the annotation of a GenBank genome assembly
ACUUCUCAUUGUAAUAUUGAAUUUGUUAGGUUAUCUAGUGUUAGGUUUUCAUGUUUUCCAUUGCCUCUAAAACUAUUCAAAAAUUACUGUCAACUGCACAUGUUCGUCCGCCGAAGUGUUUCCUGUCUACAUCUAUUAGUUUGUGCAAAAAGAAUAAUAUCCACAACUUUAAUGGAAAUACGUUAAUAUCUAGAGCUACUGGUCGCAAUGAAGACCUAUGGAGUUUAUAUAACGAAGUAGUUUAUCCACCGUUGCCCAAAGCUUCUGCGACUUCAAGUGACGUGUCAGAGCAUAUUAUUCGUCCUGGUGAAGUUACGCACCGCCGUGAUGAUAUUUUAUACAGUCAAAAGAGACUUUGGUUGCUGGCUCAAUUGAUUCGUGGACGAUCGGUAGAUGAUGCUUUCGCUCAGUUGGGAUUUCGCCCAGAAAAAGGUGCUAGGAUUCUUGAAGAGGUGUUAGAGGAGGCAAUAGAACUAGCAGUGAAAGAACAUGACUUUGAGUUCUGUACAAAAAUUUGGAUAGAGUCACUUUAUCCUCUACGUGGUCGAAUGGUUCCCCGUUUAUACAAGGGUAUUAGGUCUACAGCGCAUAAAAUUAAUUUUCACUACACAAAUUUAUACAUCCGUUUAAGAGAAGGUGAUCCUCCAAAGCUGUAUCAUCCAAAUCAAGUGAAAGGAGUAUGGACUCCAGCUGCAAAUUGUCCACCGGAAGGCAGAAAAUGGGGUUCAACACGAGAAAUGGUACAUCGUGAGCUACAUAGGCUACGAAGUCGAGAGUUGAAAGGAAAUCUAUGAAUAAACUUAUAUGUUUUGUUAUAACAAGAAAAACCGAUGUGAGAGCAUUUCUGUUUACUAAUUUAACUAAGUCAAUUUAACCAUUCUAAAACUUUAACCUUAUUUGUACAUUACUAUUACUGAAAACUAGGUACAACUUUAUCAUAUGAAAAACUGUUUGUAUUGUGAAAUAAACCUUGUAAAUAAAGUUGUUUUUCUAGAGUAAUUGUACUUCAUUUUUUGACACUUUAUUGCACAUACAGUUAGCUUAUUUUGGCCAUAUUGUUGUUAAGAUGUUUGGUGGUUUCAAAGUUCAUUUUAUUUAAACUGUAAUAAUGUUAUCAACAUUGCAGAGUAGAUAUGACUGACAGCAUGU